CCACAUGAAAAAAGAAUUUCGAAUUUACAGCAACCAACAAUCAAUUUCUUCUUUCGAUUUUUCUGAUGAUCCUCGAGUUAGUUUUUUCUGUCCAGACUGGUUUUUUGAAAAAUCAAUAUUGGAUUUGGGUUGUAAUGCUGGAAGGUUUGCAAUAACUUUGGCUAGAAGAUGCCAACCAAGGAAGGUUAUUGGAAUUGAUUUGGAUCAACAUUUGAUUGGGGCUGCUAGGAAAAAUAUUAGACAUUUUGCUGAUAAAGAGGCUAAAUUAACCAGUAGAUUCCCUGCUUCUUUUCCUGCAAACUUUGGACCAAUCUCUGCACCUUCUACUUCGUCCGGUUCAAAAUUCCCCGACAAUAUUUGGUUCUUUUGUCAAAAUUAUGUGCUCAAUUCUGAUGACGAGUUGGAAAAGGUAACUGAAGAGUUUGAAAUAAUUUUUGCUCUUUCACUAACUAAAUGGAUUCAUUUAAAUUGGGGAGAUGUAGGAAUUCGUCGAUUUUUUCAUCGUGCUUUUCGUCAACUUAAAACUGGCGGCCGUUUUGUUCUUGAAACAGCUCCAUAUAAGGACUACAUUAAACAUUGUAACAAAAAAGGAAGUGAAAAACCCCCAGAAGAAGUAUUAAAUAAUCUCUCAAAAAUAGCCUUUCAUCCAGAAGAAUUUACAGAAUAUUUGCUUAAUAAUGUUGGGUUUAAUCAUCAUGAAGAAUUGAAUACUCCACAAUCCAAACAUCUGGGUAUUUCUGGCCGUCUACAAGUGUUUUACAAAGGCAAAUUUAUGUUAACGCCCAGAAGGGGUUGUGAAACAGAUUUAAUAAUUCAACAUCAACAACAAGAAAAACAACAACAACAAACAUCUAAUGGAACAAUAAUGUCAACAACACCUAAAAACAUGUAG
This is a messenger RNA of Meloidogyne enterolobii, 892 nucleotides long. Lineage: Eukaryota; Metazoa; Nematoda; Chromadorea; Rhabditida; Meloidogynidae. The record is from the annotation of a GenBank genome assembly.